This is a messenger RNA of Perkinsus marinus ATCC 50983, 283 nucleotides long. RefSeq lists its product as hypothetical. The transcript has 3 exons. Lineage: Eukaryota; Perkinsozoa; Perkinsida; Perkinsidae. The record is from RefSeq and is a predicted model, not a curated record. The annotation marks the transcript as partial.
CAUAGUGACUGGCAGAUGUCUGCACGACGACGGCAAAGGUCUGGACUUUUCUUGUUAUUGUAAAAAUAUCGUUCCUGACAAAUUUCAACGAUUACAGCAAUGCUGGAAGACUCAGCACAAUCGUGAAGCUUGUCGUAUGGAGGUAUUCGAUCUCUGCGAUUCAGUUCGAGCGAGCUGGAGUGAUCUGAUGUUGAAACUGGCGCCAGGAAGCGAUGCUGUUGUCAACGAUGUGAAGGCAAGACAAGACCAUCACGUUGCAGGAGGUCUCUCAAGCGUUUUCUGA